Molecule: messenger RNA, 468 nt
Organism: Clonostachys rhizophaga
Lineage: Eukaryota; Fungi; Ascomycota; Sordariomycetes; Hypocreales; Bionectriaceae
Source: the annotation of a GenBank genome assembly
AUGUCGAAAGGACGAGGAGCCGGCGCUGUCGACCAGAUCGUGAAGCUCAUAGUUGGAGCCGGACAGGCCAGUCCUAGUCCCCCAGUCGGCCCUGCGCUUGGUAGUAAAGGUGUCAAGUCCAUGGACUUUUGCAAGGAGUUUAAUGCCAGAACUGCACACAUCGUCGUCGGCACUCCUAUGCCUUGCCGUGUCACUGUCCGUCCUGACCGAUCAUUUGUCUUCGACCUGCGAACGCCCCAGACAUCAUGGCUUUUGAAAAACGCCGCCAAUGCACCCGUGGGAAAGAAAGGAAGAAAGGGAGCACAAAAACCUGGCCACGAGUCGAUCGGAACUGUGAGCCUGAAGCACAUUUAUGAAAUCGCAAAGAUUAAGCAGUCUGAACUUCGAUUGUCCGGAUUAUCACUGGAGGGACUCUGCCGAUCAAUCAUUUUCCAGUGCAAAUCGAUGGGAAUAGAUGUUGUGGCUUGA